Ipomoea nil (Japanese morning glory) is the source of this 2074-nucleotide messenger RNA. RefSeq names its product pectinesterase-like. NCBI's taxonomy places the organism in Eukaryota, Viridiplantae, Streptophyta, Magnoliopsida, Solanales, Convolvulaceae. Gene Ontology annotation, biological process: cell wall modification. Gene Ontology annotation, molecular function: pectinesterase activity; pectinesterase inhibitor activity. The record is from RefSeq and is a predicted model, not a curated record. The coding region runs from base 58 to 1881 and encodes 607 amino acids. The transcript has a single exon.
GCCUCAAAGGCACCCCUUGAAUACGAGUUCCUAUUCAAGAGACAAAAACAAGUAAAAAUGGGGUCUACUCAAAAGAAUAAAAAGUUGGGUCUUCUUGGAAUCGCUUCCAUCCUCCUCCUAGCUUUCGUGGUGGCAGCCACCGCCACCGCCACCGAGUCAUGUGCUGAAGGUGAUGACAAAGAGACCUGUGGCGCUACUGAGAUUCACGCUACUAAUAAGCUGAGCACACACGAGGUUAUGAAGUCGGCGUUUUCGCUGCAAGGUUUGGCAGACGUGAUUUCCAAGUCGGAUCAUAUAAAGCAUGCGGUGAAAUCCAUUUGCCAGUCAACCGAUUUCAAGGAGCUGUGCGAGAAGAGCGUUGCAAAAGCUAAUAACUCCAACGACCCCAAGGAGCUUAUCAAGGCGGCGUUCUCGGUGGCGUGGGAGAGCAUUGCCGGCGUCAUUUCCAAGUCGGAGCUUAUCAAGAGGGCAGAAAAGGACCCCAUGACCUCCGCUGCACUGGACGUAUGCAAGGAGGUGCUAGACCACUCAAUUGUAGAUUUCAAGAGGUCUAUUUACGUACUUGACAAAUCUACUCACCUCAACAACCGACACGGUAGCGAUCUCAGGGUUUGGCUAACCGCCGCCAUGACUUUCCAAGAUACUUGCUUGGAUGCCUUCGAGAACACCACCGGCGACACCGGCGAGAAAAUGAAGCACCUCCUUAAAACCUCCAUGGAGCUCACCAGCAACGCCCUGGCUAUUGUCUCUAAGCUCGACGAUUUCAUCAAGUCCUUGGAAAUCCCUGGCCUCAGUCGUAGGUUGUUAGAAGAGCCGGCGCCCCUCAAAGAUGACCAUGGAAACCCAGUAGACUCCACUGAUGAAAUACUUUCUCCAUUCGCAGACCCUGCCACUCGCCACCUCCUGGCUGCUCCCCCCAAAGCCGACAUUGUGGUUGCCCAGGACGGAAGUGGCAAGUAUAAGUCCAUCAACGCCGCUCUUAACUCCAUCCCUGCCAUAAACAACCGCCGAAUCGUCAUCUUAAUCAAGGCCGGCGUGUACAAAGAAUACGUGAUGAUUCCUAGUAAGAAGAACAACAUUGCUUUCGUGGGAGAGGGCCCGACCAAAACCGUGAUCACCGGAAACAGGAAUGUGGAAGACAAGUGGCCCGGCGGCACUUAUAGGUGCGGCACGGUGAUUGUUGAAGGGGAGGGUUUCAUUUGCCGAGAUCUUACAAUCGAGAAUUCGGCCGGGGCGGUGAAGCACCAAGCCGUGGCUCUUAGGAUCUCAGCCGACAUGGCGGCGGUCUAUAAUUGUCACCUUAAUGCUUACCAAGACACCCUCUACACCCACUCUUACCGCCAGUUUUACCGCGACUGCACCAUCAGCGGCACCGUCGACUUCAUCUUCGGGAAUGCCCCUGUCGUGUUCCAGAACUGCAAGAUGAUCGUGAGGAAGCCAAUGGCCAACCAGGAGUGCAUGGUGACCGCUCAAGGUAGAAAGGACAGGCGAGGAGCAGCCGCCAUUGUCCUCCAAUCCUGCGAGAUCCUCGCUGAACCCGCCCUGAAGGCCGCCAACCCACCCAUCAAAGUGUUCCUCGGGAGGCCAUGGAAGGAGUUCUCCAGGACACUCAUCAUGUUCACUUUCAUUGACGACAUCGUCGUCCCAGAAGGUUGGUCUAUAUGGCAAGGGACCAUGUACCUGGACACUUGCUGGUACGCAGAGUAUCAAAACCGCGGCCCAGGAGCUUCAACCGAUAAAAGGGUGAAAUGGAAGGGUUACAAGAGGAACAUUUCUCCAGAGGUUGCUAAGCAGUUUACUCCUGGACCGUUCCUGAUGGCUGAUGAACAAUGGCUCGGGCGUGCCCAGAUCCCCUUUUCUCCUGGAUUUCUACAGCCGUAGAAUAAGCAAGCUAAGCUAUCAUCACACCCGACCAAGGAUUUCAUCCUAAACCUACUUUUACUAUAACGUACUAUAUAUCGACUAGAUAGAUACAAAUUUUGAGUAAUAUCCUCUUCAACCAUAGGAUAGUUGGAGGAUUACAUUACUUUUGAAUCAUAAUAAAAAUUUUGGUUUCAAUUUACUUUUGCCUAAA